AUGACUAAGACGUUCUUCCUUUUCGAAACCGCCGCGGGCUACGCCCUCUACCAGAUCGAGCAAUGGGACCAGAUCGGCCAUGUGGAGGCCAUGGAGGAGGUGUGCUCCUCCGAGGAGCGGUUCAAGGAGACUGUGAAGUUCAAGGCGUUCCAGCCCUUCACCACGGCGUCGGACGCGCUGGAGAACAUCCGCGCGGUCGUUGAAGGCGAGGUGACGGCGAUGCUGAGCUCCUUCCUCUCGCUCAACCUGCCCAAGAAGGGCACCCAGCUGGCGGUCGUCGACCCCGGGCUCGGCAAGACGCUCAGCGCCAAGGGAUUCAACGUGGUGUACGACCCCAACGUGGUGGAGCUGCUGCGCGGCUGCCGGCAGCACGAGAUGAAGAAUAUCGCCAGGCUCGCUUCGGGCGCCAGCGCCUUCGACAUGGACAAGUUCCACGUCGGUCUGAGCCACAACUACAGCCGCAGCAAGCUGCAAAUCGACCCCAGGCGCAUGGACAAGCCGGUCAUCAAUUGCGUCGCCCUGCUGGAUUCGCUGACGAAGAACCUCAACUCCUUCGCCAUGCGCGUCAGGGAGUGGUACGGCUGGCACUUCCCCGAGCUGAUCAAGAUCGUCCCCGACAACAAGAUAUACUGCCAGGUGGUGCAGAUAAUCUGCAGGAAGGACAAGUUCGACUGGGAAGCCGGGGCGGCGGAACUGCUCAAGGUGCUGGGCGACGAGGACAUCGUCGCCAACGUCAAGAAGGCGGCUGGGCAGUCGAUCGGCCACGAGCUUUCUGAGCCCUGCAUGGAGAACAUCCUGAACUUCGCCAAGCAGGUGGUCAAACUCGAGGAGAUGCGCGAGCACCUCAACACUCACCUCGCCAACAAGCUCGCCGUCACAGCCCCCAACCUCAGCGAGGUGGCUGGCAACAUUCUGACCGGCAGGCUCAUCAGCCACGCGGGCUCCCUUGUCAACCUCGCCAAGAUGUCCGCAAGCUCCAUCCAGAUUCUGGGUGCCGAGAAGGCGCUCUUCCGUGCGCUGAAGACGAGAUCCAACACCCCCAAGUACGGCCUCAUUUUCCAGGCCAACUUCAUUGGUCGCGCAAGCCUCAAGCACAAGGGGCGCGCCGCCAGGUACCUCGCCAACAAAUGUGCGUUGGCGGCUCGUCUCGACUGCUUCUGCGAUGUCAACACCAACGUCUACGGCAAGCGCAUGGUCGAGUUGCUGGGCAAGCGGAUGGAGUACCUCGCGGGCGGCCCCCAGCAUGAGACCAGCAUCGAGGUCAUGCAGGCUGCCGCCAAGGAGUACCAGGCAAUUAAGGCGCAGAAGGCCUCGGAAAAGAGGACCCGGGACGCAUUGGAAAAUGCUCCGCAGCACGAGUCGGCGCACGACGUGUCCAUGGUGUCGGGGUCGGCGGAUGCGGAGCCCGCUGACGAUGCCUCAUCUGGCACCGUAACCGAGAAGCCCGCAAAGAAAUCCAAGAAGGCUAAGAAGGACAAGUCUAAAAAGUCCGAUAUCGCCGAAGAAGCAGCAACUGAGGACACUGCUGAUGUCGCCGUUGCCAGUGUGGCCCCGCAGAAGGAGCCGAAAAAGAAGUCGAAGAAAUCCAAGGCUGAAGGAGGCGCUUCUGGUAAAGACUCUUCGUCAUCCGCCACCGAUGCAUCAUCAACUUCCGUGACGGCAACUACCGCAGUUGCCGCUUCCAAGGUGGAGGAGGCCAAUGUCGCGGCGGCCGUAACCUCGGCUGAGGAGGGGCCGAAGAAACGCAAGAAAUCCAAGCAGGAUAAGUCUGCGGAUGUCGCCGAGGCGGCUGAGGUCGGAAAGCCAGCCAAGAAAGCUAAGAAGAACAAGAAGAAGGCAGCAUCGGAGUAG
Molecule: messenger RNA, 1851 nt
Organism: Babesia bigemina
Lineage: Eukaryota; Apicomplexa; Aconoidasida; Piroplasmida; Babesiidae
Product: nucleolar protein Nop56, putative
Exons: 1
Coding region: 1-1851 (616 amino acids)
Cellular component (GO): small-subunit processome; box C/D methylation guide snoRNP complex
Molecular function (GO): snoRNA binding
Source: RefSeq, a predicted model, not a curated record